Molecule: messenger RNA, 2063 nt
Organism: Phalaenopsis equestris
Lineage: Eukaryota; Viridiplantae; Streptophyta; Magnoliopsida; Asparagales; Orchidaceae
Product: F-box/WD-40 repeat-containing protein At5g21040
Exons: 2
Coding region: 212-1903 (563 amino acids)
Cellular component (GO): preribosome, large subunit precursor
Molecular function (GO): protein binding
Source: RefSeq, a predicted model, not a curated record
GUUUCUCUAUUUAAGUUCGCGAUUCUAGGUUUAUGAAAAAAUCGGGUUUUGAUGAAUCUCGUCCUAUUUCUUACCAAUUAAAAAUUUUAUUUUUCUUCUUAUUUUUGUGCCCGCGUUCUUGUUAGGGUUUGGAUCGGUAACAAGGUUGUUUACAGGGAUCUCGGCCGGGAGGCGAGGUUCUUGAUUUCGUUGAGUUUUAUCCAUUUGGUUUAUGGCAUUGCAGUGUAUUGAAUUAGAACGGUUUUCAGCAAAUAACUAUUACGACGGUGGUUCUGUUGAAGAAAUUGAUUCUCUGAAUACAAGUUUUAGUAUUCCUACCACUGUUUCUAGGUUGAAGAACACUGAGAAUCUCAAGAAGAAAACUAAUUCACGACAUUCCACCGCUAAAUUUGCUACAAGGAAACCUCUUACAGCUAGUGAUUGCAGAGGAACAGUUGAUUAUCUUCCUAAUGGCUGUCGUUCAAUCAUUGAUCUUCCUCCAGCUCUGGUGUCGGAGAUCCUGCACCUCCUCGACCCAAAAGACCUAGGAGUGGUUUCUUGUGUGUCAAUCUUGCUUCAGAAACUAGCUUCUGAUCAUCAUUCGUGGAAGGAAUUCUACUGUGAGAGAUGGGGGCUUCCAUUGCCAACAGCUGCUUCUCCUGGAUCAAACCUCCCAGGCGAGAAAUCCUGGAAGGACUUGUUUGUCGAGAGGGAGGGCAGGAGCAAGUCGUUCAUGGGAAGGUUCACCAUUGACACUCUUCGCGGCCACACUGAGGCUGUUCGUGCAGUUUCUUUUUUGCAGUCUGCGAAGCUCAUCUUCACAGGAGGUUAUGAUUCCAUUAUCCGUAUAUGGGACGCGGUUGAAGGAUUAGCCCUCACUGCUUCGCCGCAUCUAGGGUGCACUAUUCGUGCCAUAGCCGUAGAUUCCUACCUAUUGGUCGUCGGAGGCACGGAUGCUUUCAUCCAAUGCUGGAAGGUAAUCGAAGGAAACCCUCAUCUUUUCGACAUCGCCAAUUCCACCGCGAACCCUAAAUUCGAGUUUCGGCUCUGGGGCCAUCAUGGCCCCAUAACUUGCCUUGGUUUGGACUCUGCUAGAAUUUACAGUGGCUCAUGGGACAUGACUGUUAGAGUAUGGGACAGACUCAACUUCAAGUGCAUUAGAACUCUGAAUCAUGGGGAUUGGGUGUGGGAUCUCGUCCCUCGUGGUUCCACCAUCGCAAGCUCUGCUGGGAGGGACGUAUACAUCUGGGAUUCUGCUAAUGGAAAAUUGAUAGAUGCCAUUCAUAACGCUCAUAUUGGUAACACUUGUGCUCUCGCUCGAAGCUACUUGGGUGAUUUGUUGUUUACCGGCGGAGAAAACGGAGAUAUUCACAUGUUCAAGUUGGCAAAUGGCAAUGAUGAAGAUGACGAAAUUAAACCAUGUGCUACGUGGAAGCCGCAUGAAAAUUCUGUUAAUUCACUGUCUUUUGAGUUCCCUUGGCUCGUUUCGUGUUCGAGCGAUGGAAGGCUGGCGUUGAUAGAUGUGAGGAAGCUAUUGAAAUCGUCUCACUCUUCAGUUGGUAAAUAUUCGAGAAUCAAUCCGUCAUCAUCAGUUAAUGUGGAGCCACCUCAGAGAAUGCUUCAUGGCUCCGGGAAUGGCUGGUUUUCUGUCGUUAUUGGUGCCGAUAGGAUUAUAUGUGGGGGGGACGAGGGGACUCUCAGGCUUUGGGACUUCUCCCAAGCUUUAGAAAUUGAGGAAAGGGUCCGUGCAUUAAGGACGACUAGGCUCGAGCAUAGAAUGAGACGGCGGAGAAUCCAAAUUGAGAUGAGUUGCAAAAGCGGACUAUCUGAUCAAAGCUCGGGGGCUUCGAAGAAGGGCCAAAAAAAUGGGAACCGAAAUGCUUCUUGGGGUGCUAAACGAGAGACCAGAAACCAGGAGGCUUAGGUAAUUGAAAUUUGCACUUGCCUUUAUGUUCUUAGCAAGAUUUAAAAGGUUCUGAUUUCUUAGGCACAUAUUGGUUAAUGAUUAUUAUCUUGAUUUGAGUAGCUUGUUAUGGAUACUUUGCUGCUCAAGAUUGUUAAUUUAAUUUCUGAUUGAGUUGAUU